AUGUGCUAUACAGAUGUAUUAGAAUGCAUCCACUUUAGCAAAGCUCCUAAACGUAAGACCUGUCAACAUUUGCUCACCUCGACUAACCACUGCGGAUCCUUGCAAUUCAACCACUUCUAUACUCGACUCACCACUACGGAUCCUUGCAAUUCAACCACUUCUAUACAAGGAAAGAGAAACUACUUACCAGAAAAGGUCGACUCAACAUGUCCCCAACAGCUCGCCAAUAAAAAAGAGAUAAUAAGGAUGACUCACACUCACCUGCGGAUUCUCACUCAUACCGCAGAAAGGAGACUGAGGAGCACCCCCACCGAGGGGCCACAUCAACUCUCAGGAAUCAAUUUGGCCAACUUAGAGAUGAAUCUCGUAGACGCUCCCUCUCCUUUGGGAGAAAACCGAGGGCUUCAAAUAUGCACAAAUGAUCAGCUGAACACACCCUUUACCUCCCCAGCAGCACUAUCAACUCAUGUGGAUCGUACAGACCAUGUAACCAAUCAACAACUACAUGAGGAAAUACUCAGCGAUCUACAUGACGUAAGAAUGAAGUAUGUGAACGUACCUGACCCAGUGGAGCGUGAAGAACGACAUCAAAGAGUCCUAGAAGGCGAGACUCACAAUGAAAUGGCUGAAACGACUGCUUCGCUGUUAGCUCAGGCCUUGAAAUCUACCAACAACACAACCAUCACUACAGUUAAUGCAACAGUUAACACCACAGCAAGUAAUAAUGCUUUCAUGCUGCUAUGGAAACUGAAGGAAAUAUCUGUAUUACAGAAAAUGAAUCUAUAUGCCCGACGCUAA
This is a messenger RNA of Eruca vesicaria subsp. sativa (arugula), 798 nucleotides long. The record is from the annotation of a GenBank genome assembly. NCBI's taxonomy places the organism in Eukaryota, Viridiplantae, Streptophyta, Magnoliopsida, Brassicales, Brassicaceae.